Plodia interpunctella (Indianmeal moth) is the source of this 5427-nucleotide messenger RNA. RefSeq lists its product as uncharacterized. NCBI's taxonomy places the organism in Eukaryota, Metazoa, Arthropoda, Insecta, Lepidoptera, Pyralidae. Gene Ontology annotation, molecular function: nucleic acid binding. Bases 456 to 4430 code for a protein of 1324 amino acids. The record is from RefSeq and is a predicted model, not a curated record. Gene Ontology annotation, biological process: DNA integration. The transcript has 2 exons.
UCGGGAGGAUACUGUUACCGAUACAUAAGUCGUUCCCUGCAUUAAUUUAUACUGUGGGCUGGCGGCAAUGCGUAUGCUUUUACUAUACUGAGACACGCGCAAAUAACGCGCCUUAUUUGGUAAUGUUCGCGGUCCUCGAUCGUGAUUGGCGCUCGCAGUCGCUAUAGCCCGUUGAUAGCAUCACGCGUUCCCGCUUCCCGCGCCCGCUCUCAAGUCAGUCUGUGUCGUCGUUCGUCUUGUAACAGUCGUGUGUGCUAAGAUAAAUGUUCCGUGAUUGUAAAGUGUCAAGGCUCCUCAUUGUACGAUAAUAAACGCUGUUGUACCUACCUAAGUCCACUAAUCUUUCAUUUCUAACAUCUGGUCCAUUCGAGUCGGACAGUUAAUAUUAAAGUGCAACCGCGUCGCGUUCCGCGUGCCUCAGUCAGGACACCUACCAGUGAACUCGUUUCAUCACAAUGGUGGGAACAAGAAGCACGGCGAGGGAACCACUCGAGGAGCCAUCGUCCAUCACGGAGUCACCCCGACCUAUAGUCACUAGCGGCGGCACUCAAGAUGAAACGCUGCACGACACGGCCGCAGCACUGCCGCCCGGUGGCACUUCGGCACCCGUCGCUCCCGUCACAACUGCGUCCAAUGGGUCGCACGCCACCACGACGGCGGGAGUACCACAGCCAAACGACACCAGCCAGCCGUUGAGAGACCUAACGGCGGCUUUAUUAGAGGUAGUUCGCGGGGUUCGCCCCGCACCCGCGACUCACAGAUGCCUUGGCAAACGGACAUGGAAUCACAGAUGCAAAGGGAAGAAGUGCGAAGCGCAAGGCUGCGAGUACUACCACCACAAGCUGCUGCACGACGACGCAGCGCAGCCAAUGAAGAGUGACAACGGCGUGGCGGCACCACGACAGCGAACGCAAAGCAACAGAGUCGGAGGUCAAGCGACUGUCUUCGAGUCGUGUAGCAACGCGACUACAGCAGCGGCGGGAGCACUGCUUUCGGUGCAAACCUACCUCAAAGUUUUACCAGUUCAAUUAUCGGGACCACAUGGUGAGAUAGAUACUUAUGCCUUAUUAGAUGACGGGUCCACCAUUACAUUGCUGACAUCAAGUCUGGCAGACAAGAUUGGUGUCGCUGGGCCAGCAGCACCUUUUGUCAUAGAGGCCAUAGCAGGAGCGCACAUCGACGCUGUUAGCUCCCAGCAAGUAAAGUUCUCCAUUAAAGGUAAGUACACAAAUAAUAAAAUUAAUAUCGAGGCACGUACCAUAGAUAGUUUGAACAUUUCCCCCCAGUCUGUGCCAACCGAAGCCCUAGCUCAUUGUGAACAUCUACAAGACAUUAGUGACCAACUUGUCUAUGCAACAGCGGAACCACUUAUACUAAUAGGACAAGACAAUUGGUCCCUGCUCAUUGCAUCUGAGGUACGACGUGGUAAGCUAGAACAGCCAGUGGCGUCGCACACACCUCUCGGCUGGGUAUUACACGGACAAAAAAGAGUAUGUCCCUACGGUCGCGGUGGCUACAUGCUGCAAGAGCGUUUUCAUUGCAGCCAUGCACAUAUGAAAGACAAAGCCCUUGAACAAUUAAUAAAGGAGCACUACGAUUUGGAGUCAUUGGGAGUAGAGCCGCGCCGACCUCAAGCUGACCCUGAACAUCAAGAAGAAUUUCCCGAAGCUGUAGAUCCUAUAAUAAACAAUCACUAUAUGGAUGACUAUUUACAGAGUUUUGACACCGCGGCUGAGGCGAACCGUGUGGCUCAGGCAGUGGAUGCUGUACACCGUCGAGGCAACUUCAUGCUGCAGAAGUGGGCAUCGAAUGACAGCAACGCCAUCGCCGGUCUCGCAGUAGAGCCCAUGACUCCUAAUGUCAACAUCAAUGAAGAAGAAAAAAUAUUGGGGCUCGUUUGGCGAAUAGCCGACGACACCCUGGGUUUUAAUUUAUCUAAAUUUUCCUUCAACAAUAGUAUUACUAAACGUCAAUUGUUGAAAGAAGUUAUGUCUCUCUAUGAUCCUUUAGGCCUUGUAACGCCAAUUACCAUCCAAGGCAAACAAAUAUUACAAGAGGCUUGGCGCAGUAACGUUGGGUGGGAUGACCCCUUACCAUUUAAAUUAGACCAAGUUUGGCAGACUUGGUUAAUUUCUUUACAAGGUUUAAAGGAUGUAGCACUACCCCGAUGUUACCCAUUAUUUAGUUCAGCAGAGACACUUGAGCUGCACGUUUUUGUUGACGCGAGCGAAGUCGCCUACGCCGCUGCGGCUUAUUGGCGGUCAGUAAACGACAAAGGCGAGGUACAGGUCUCGCUCGCGGCAGCAAAGGCACGUGUGGCCCCCAUUAAGAUUGUUUCUAUACCUAGACUUGAAUUACAGGCAGCUGUUCUGGGUGGCCGGCUGGCGCACGCCGUCGAGCUUCAUCACUCGCGUCGCCCGGAUCGUCGCGUGCUGUGGACUGACUCGCGCACCGUGUUGUCGUGGCUGCGCGCGGGCUCGCGUUCAUUCAAACCCUUCGUAGCGCACCGCGUGGCCGAACUGGAAGAGACCACAACGACCUCGGAGUGGAGAUGGGUGCCCACAGCUGACAACGUCGCCGACGACGCUACUCGUCGCGUACAGACCGACUUCACAGCUGCACAUCGUUGGUUUCGAGGCCCGGAAUUUCUAUACAAAGAAGAAAAACUCUGGCCGCACGACAAGGACCCGCUCCAUUCCACAGAAACUGGCGAAGAACGUGUGACUGCGACCACCAUUCGCCCGCAACUCAAAGAUGCCCUACCCGAUGUGUCGAGAUUCUCAUCCUGGAUCCAUCUAAUCAGAUCAACCGCACGCAUACUGCAAUUCAUCGAUCGCUGCAAAACCCACACCGUCACCGCCAUGCGUAGAAAACGCACUCGCUGCACUCCAUCUGAGGACCCUGACUGGACAGGCGUCCAGCCCCGGUCAUCCCGCGCUAGCGCAAGAACGACUCCACAGCGCAACCACAGCAAUGCUAGCGCCUCCCGCACCUACGUGCCCCUCGCAGCCUUUUACACGCGCCGCGCUGAACUCAUAUGGACACGCGCCCUUCAGGAAGACUGCUUUUCGUCGGAGCUACGUGACAUCACCGGCGGGAGGAGACUAUCUACUGACAGUCGCCUUCGACAUCUAUCCUUGACUACGGACCAAAAUGGCGUAUUGAGGUUACGCUCUCGAACUGCCGCCGCGACUGAUAUCAACGAGGAAACUCUGUCCCCAGCAGUGUUAGACGGAGACCACGCCUACAGUCGACUGUAUAUAAACUGGAUCCACCGAAAGUUACAUCAUAGCGGCGUCGAAUGCGUUACAAAUGAGAUACGCCAAAGAUUUUGGAUGCUACGCAUUAGACCCACAGUAAGAGCAGUCAUCAGACGAUGCCAGCCCUGCAGACUGCGCCGUGCCACGCCUCCUGAACCGCUGACGGGGAACCUGCCACCGUGUCGCCUCACCCAUCAUCAGCGUCCAUUCACACAAACAGGAUUGGAUUAUUUCGGGCCGCUUUCAGUCACCAUAGCGAGACACCAUGAGAAGCGCUACGUUGCCUUAUUUACCUGCUUGACGACAAGGGCAGUUCAUUUAGAAAUAGCGUCGUCACUCUCUGCUGAUGCUGCUGUGCUCGCACUACGUCGUAUGAUGGCUAGACGUGGUUGCCCCGACACUGUAUGGAGUGACAAUGGUUCUAACUUCCACGGAGCUGAUGCUGAACUACGAAAGGCAGCCCUAACCUCUAUGAAACAAGAAGCGGACAUUCGACAAAUAAACUGGCACUACAUUCCUCCAGGUGCACCGUUCAUGGGCGGAGCUUGGGAACGGUUAGUGCGUUCAGUUAAAACCGCACUGACGGCUACAUUGCACGAACGUCACCCUCACGAAGACGUCCUCCACACUCUACUUACGGAAGUCGAACAUACGAUUAAUUCUCGACCACUGUCACACGUGUCGGUCGCACCGGAAGACGACACCGCCUUAACCCCUAACCACUUCCUAUUAGGGGGUCCUUCAAAGGUUCCAUUACCGGGCGCAUUUACCAAGGUAGACGAGCUUGGACGGUCGCAUUGGAAAGCUGCUCAACGAUUGGCUGAUCUAUUCUGGCAGCGCUGGGUGCGGGAAGUCCUACCUCUCCUUCAUCAUCGGCGGGAGCCGCAUGGUCACGGCGAGGCGGUAAAAGUAGGCGAUGUGGUCGUCAUAGUGGACUCCACGUUACCACGAAACGUAUGGCCGAAGGGAAGGGUGGAGCAGGUCUAUCCAGGCGCGGACGGAGUAAUACGAGUCGUAGACGUCAAAACUAAGAAUGGCCUAAUGCGUCGCCCGACUAAGCGUUUAGUUAUAUUGCCAGUAGAAUGUGCCAGUUUCUCCAAAAGUCAAUUUGUAAUUCAUUUAGUCUAUAACUUCAAUGUAAUAAUUCAAGUUAUCAUUGAACUUUAUUAGUUAUAUUCAUAAUUUGUUUAAUCUGCCUAUAACUAUACUAGUUGUUGAACUGUAAUAGUUGUUGUAUACAUGACGCGUUUUGUCGUGGGCUUGUCACGACAUAGUAACUCAAAUUAUUCCUUACAAUCGAUAAGCUUAUAUUACGGUACAGCGCGUCAUUGUAUUCAUUGGAAUUAUGUUCCUGUGUAAGUCAUUGUAUUCAUUGGAAUUAUGUUCCUGUGUAAGUCAUUGUAUUCAUUGGAAUUAUGUUCCUGUGUAAGUCAUUGUAUUCAUUGGAAUUAUGUUCCUGUGUAAAUCAUUUUAUUCAUUGGAAUUAUGUUCCUGUGUAAGUCAUUGUAUUCAUUGGAAUUAUGUUCCUGUGUAAGUCAUUGUAUUCAUUGGAAUUAUGUUCCUGUGUAAGUCAUUGUAUUCAUUGGAAUUAUGUUCCUGUGUAAAUAAUUUUAUUCAUUGAAAUUAUGUUCAUGUGUAAAUCAUUGUGUUCGUUAGAAUACUUAUAUGUUUUGUGUACGUCAUUGUAAAUGUUAGCAUUUAUUGUAUAUUUCCUUGUACACCGAGCUAUAACUUGUACCAGUUAGCUAAGUAAGGACCACUUAAGUAUUAACUUGUCAUCAACGGGAUUACAUGUAUCGGUAGCUGAAUACUGCCUAUAUGUUUACUGCGUUCACACGGCGGGAGAGAUGUUACCGAUACAUAAGUCGUUCCCUGCAUUAAUUUAUACUGUGGGCUGGCGGCAAUGCGUAUGCUUUUACUAUACUGAGACACGCGCAAAUAACGCGCCUUAUUUGGUAAUGUUCGCGGUCCUCGAUCGUGAUUGGCGCUCGCAGUCGCUAUAGCCCGUUGAUAGCAUCACGCGUUCCCGCUUCCCGCGCCCGCUCUCAAGUCAGUCUGUGUCGUCGUUCGUCUUGUAACAGUCGUGUGUGCUAAGAUAAAUGUUCCGUGAUUGUAAAGUGUCAAGGCUCCUCAUUGUACGAUAAUAAACGCUGUUGUACCUACCUAA